GACUUCAUAUUAUUCAAACAAUAACAUUUCUUUCGUCAUCAAUUCAGCCUCAAGCGGUAUGCGAUAAUAAAUUUGCAUUGAUAUUAAUUUAUUCAUCGCCCAACCACUACCACGACCUACUACUAGACACUCGAUCCAUAACUUCCCUUGUUGCUCCCAAAGCCGUACGGAGUAGGUCUUGUGUUAGGAGAUCAUCUUCCAAGUCGAGCUUAAUCUGGGUCCACUCAGCCUAAACAUUAGCGCUGUGAGCCUGCGAGCACCUCAACUCACUGAACCACCAGAACCUAGGCCCUAGGUACGGAGUCCUAACAAACCUCUUACCUCAGCCUUGUCCCAGUUUCAUUCUUGCAAGAACCAACAAAACAUCAAAAGCUCUUCCACAUCUCGCUUUCCUUGUACUCCAUUGCAAGACAACACUUUUUACCUUUGAUUAUAAUUUUAUCUAAACUUAUUAUAAUUUCAAUAUGCCUGCCCCACCCAAACAACGCAAGAUUGCUAUUGUGGGCAGUCGAUCUGUCGGUAUGCCAUAAUAAUAAGCAACAUAUAAUACAGUACAUCAAAGUAACAUUUCUUUUCUACAGGCAAAUCUUCACUUACUGUACAGUUUGUCGACGGCCACUUUGUAGAGAGUUAUUAUCCUACUAUCGAGAAUACUUUCAGCAAGGUCAUCAAGUACAAAGGGCAAGAAUUUGCCACAGAAAUCGUUGAUACAGCUGGUCAGGUAAGAUAUCUAUUGCGUCUGAUCAAAAUCACAUGUCAUUACAUAUUUGGAAAAUAUAACUAACGGCGUCCGCUUGGUAGGAUGAAUACAGUAUCUUGAAUUCAAAACAUUUCAUUGGUAUCCAUGGCUAUGUGCUUGUCUAUUCCGUUGCUUCAAUGCAAUCCUUCGAAAUGGUGGAGGUCAUCAAGGAUAAGAUCUUGAAUCACUUGGUACGACAGGAAUUUCAAUUCUCUUUUCAAUCACUUUGAGGAAACGGCUCACUGACACUGUGCAGGGUACUGAAUGGGUUCCCAUCACAAUCAUUGGUAACAAGAGCGAUCUUCGACCAGAGCAGCGUCAAGUCACUGCUGAGCAAGGCAAGGCAUUGGCGGAGAAGAUCAAAUGUGCUUUCACCGAAGCAAGUGCACGCUAUAAUGAGAAUGUUACCAAGGGAUUUGAACUUAUGAUUGAGCAAAUCGAGAAGGGUGAAAAUCCUAAUGAGCCUUCGGGAGAUUCUAAAUGUAUUCUCAUGUGAGGCAGGAAGGAUUUUGAGUAUAUGUUGGAUUAUGUCUCAUGUCUGAAUGUGGUUAACUUAGUAUGGGAGUUUUGGAGUUGGGAGAGGCAUCUUUCUUCUAGAUCUUUAGUCGCAUAGGCACAUGUCUUGCUCUGUCUUCACUUGACGUUGAUAAUACGAAUGGUGGUUUACGAACGGUUCAAUGGGUGUACGUUAAAUGGUAUUCACCGUCUAUUCCACUGCAAACUUGUUGGCGUUGCAUUGAAGAUAUAUAUCAGUAUCUUGAUGAUUUGGUACUACUGGAAACACCUGAUUAGGAGGUCUGCCAAAGGGGGCAGUGAGAAAAGGGGUGGUUGAUAUUAAAAGUACACAUCACGUGUUAAUCAGCCAGAAUGUUAUCUUAGCGGAGC
Molecule: messenger RNA, 1624 nt
Organism: Sclerotinia trifoliorum
Lineage: Eukaryota; Fungi; Ascomycota; Leotiomycetes; Helotiales; Sclerotiniaceae
Source: the annotation of a GenBank genome assembly